ACAAUUCUGCCGUCCCUGUUAGUCUUCUUUUGUUGUUAUGUUUCUCUUUUUUAUUCUUCUUCAGAUGCUCAAUCUCAUCACUCAUUACCAUUAACCACACAAUUCAAUUACUAAAACAAACCCUCUUUUACUUCCAUUUGUUACACACACUUCACUAACCCUCUUUAAUUCAAAAAGCUCUUAUUUUUAUUCAUUUUUCCCCUUCAACUCUCACUCUGUCUUUUUUCACUCCCCCCUCUUCCAUUCUUCUGUCAAAACCCUAGAUUUCACAUCUGGGAUUUUGUUUUCAGACAUGAUUUUAGGAACUGCCAGCUUGCAAGUCUGAGUUUUUUGUCUGCAAUCCGAGCUUCUCAUGUUCCUGCAUUUGUUUUGUAAAACAUCAUAGUUCCCAGUGACCCUUGCCAUCAAUGAUGAUACUUUUUGAGUCAUAAAAACUACUUCCUUUCUGCUGGGUAGCUGUAUUUGAUCUUUUGCAAGGGUUAUUUUAAGUGAAGCAAAACCUUUGUUUCGGCAUACACUUACCAAUGUCUUCGAGCUUGUUCAUGAAUAUCUAUAGAGCUAUGGUGCUUUUAGAUAACUUUCUUUUUUAGUUGCUUUUGGGUUAAAAAUCUUAAAUUUUUUCAUCAUUUUUUGUGUCUUUUGCUUUUUGCCCACUAGGGCAAAACCUGUUUUAGCAUCCUCACUUCUUUGUUAGCUUAGCAAGUUGGUUUUGGCGGAGUUUAACUUCUAACAUAGUUGCACAGGUAGUAGAAAGUUUGUGUAGUUAAUCAGUAAAUGCAUGGAUGGGAGAGAAGCUAUGGCGUUCUCUGGUGGCCCAGCUUCAUAUUACAUGCAUAGAGGAGACGUUGUAGGGUCUGGUUCUGGAACACAGGCUGGGGGAGGGGGGUUCCAAGCUUCACCUGGGUUCAGAGCUUUGUCAAAUGCUGGCAUUCCAGUUCAGUCCAAUGCUAGGGCUCAGGGUGGUUCUGUAGGUUCCAGUUCCACAUUUCCAGUGGAGCCUCCUCAGGCUCAUGCCAAUUUUAAUCAUGGCAUUGGCAUUGGUGCCCCUCCAGGGGCAACCUCAAGUGAGCCUGUGAAAAAGAAAAGAGGGAGACCUCGAAAAUAUGGUCCUGAUGGACCAGUUUCUUUGAGACUGUCUCCAAUGUCUGCCCCUCCUAAUUCUGCACAGGGUUCAACCACACCUUCUCAGAGGCGCGGUAGAGGGCGCCCACCAGGAUCUGGAAGGAAGCAACAGCUGGCUGCUUUAGGUGAAUGGAUGAAUAGUUCAGCAGGAUUGGCCUUUUCACCUCAUGUUGUCACCAUUGGAGUUGGAGAGGACAUUGUGGCUAAGUUGUUGUCCUUAUCACAGCAGAGACCAAGGGCUCUGUGCAUCUUGUCAGGCACUGGGACAGUUUCUUCCGUUACUCUGCGACAGCCUGCUUCUACCAAUGCGAGUGUAACUUAUGAGGGACGAUUCCAAAUAUUAUGCUUGUCUGGUUCUUACUUGGUUGCUGAAGAUGGUGGACCCCCCAAUAGAACUGGUGGCAUUAGUGUUUCACUUUCUAGCCCUGAUGGUCAUGUUAUUGGUGGAGGCGUUGCUGUACUUAUUGCUGGAAGCCCAGUGCAGGUAGUAUUGUGCAGUUUUGUGUAUGGUGGCUCAAAGACCAAGACUAAACAAGUGACAGCUAACAAUGAUGAAAGUUCUGAGCCUCAGGACAGUGAUAAGUUAGCUUCUCCAGCCAGUGCCCCUCCUAUUCAAAACUACAUCCCUUCUGCAACAAACAUUUGGCCUGUAUCACGACCGGGAGACCUGAAAAGUGCGCACACACAUACCGGCAUUGACUUGACUCGCGGAUGAAAAUUUAUCUUGGAAGAGACAUUGCAGUUUUGUAUAUACCUGUUGUAAAUGAACCUGAGCUUGUGAGCAUUUGUGACUCUGCUUGUUAUUCCCGUUGUUGGUUGGCAAGGUUUGCACUAACACAUGCUGAAACAGAUGAAUUAUUCAGGGUUAAGUGGUGAUUCUUGGCAUAUCCAAAAAUGACUGGAGUUGAGUUACCUAGAGGACUAUAAGCUCAAUUAUUUGCCUGAGACUGGGGGCCAUUAAACUACUUCAUUCUUGGUCAUAGUUGAUUUGGUUGAUUCCUCCACAAAAUAUGCAGACUUAUGGUGCUUAACUGCAACAGUAAUCCGUUUGUUUUGGUGCUAGUACACGUUCUAAUUUCCUAGUUGCUUAUUCAAGCCCCGGCGUGCAAGCUGGCUUUUUAAUUACCUAUUACAGGAAUGUUAAUUUUAGUGGCAUUAUAAGCAUAAAUGCCGAAU
Molecule: messenger RNA, 2298 nt
Organism: Abrus precatorius (Indian licorice)
Lineage: Eukaryota; Viridiplantae; Streptophyta; Magnoliopsida; Fabales; Fabaceae
Product: AT-hook motif nuclear-localized protein 5-like
Exons: 5
Coding region: 779-1837 (352 amino acids)
Molecular function (GO): minor groove of adenine-thymine-rich DNA binding
Source: RefSeq, a predicted model, not a curated record